CGUCUUGUUAGAAACGUCUCAGUAACACGAAGUAUUUUAUUGGAAAAACUCGCUUUUUUUGGAUUAAAAUCCAGCCAUUUCGCUAAAGGCUUGAAAUAUAAAAUGGCUUUGAAUAUUAUGUGCAGAAGACUUCCCAAGGCACUUGGUCAAGCCAAAAGACUUAUUUCAUACCAAUCAUCCUUCCAAGGAUUGAGAGCUGCGGCAGUGUUCAAUGAUGGCAGUGGCUUUGGCUAUAACAGUAAAGGAGAAUUGGUCAUUGUCAAGGCAGCCACUGGGAUAAGCACCGAUGGCUACAAUUAUGGAUCACUGUUCCAAAAACCGUUGGAGAGAACUAGUCCAGUUAUCCCAACCAAACUUGUUAUUGACAGGGAUUUGUGGAUAGAAAAAUCAGCCAAUGACCCUACUAAUAGAGGUAACGAACCGUGGCAAAGGCCAUUGGUGCCCAGGUGUGGUGCUGCAAAUUUUUCUACCUAUGCUGCUAACAGGUUCAACAGUGCUAACCCAUGGAACCGACCAGUCUUCAGACAUGGUACUUGUCACUCGCUUAAUUUCUCCAGCCUGGCAGGAGACGGUCAUGGCAGUAAUCCCAGUGAUCUUUCCAUGUCACUUGUUAUCUUUGACAAAGACGGCACCCUCAUUGACGUGAAUUCCGUCUGGAUUCCUUGGAUGGAAACCCAUGUUGAACAACUUGAGAAGAUGACGGGUUUAAACCUCUCGGCAAAGCUUUACUCAGCUGUUGGGUAUUGUCCGAGGGCAAAGGCCUAUCAAGAUAAUGGCCUCUUAGCUCAUGCAACCAUUGCUAACAUCAAAGAUAGGAUCAAGGAGGUUCUCGUAGAGAGUGGGAUUGAUGAAUUAGAAGCAAGCAAACUCGUUGACGAGUGCUGUGCAGAUGUUGAUACAGGGGACAAAGAAACGCUACAACCAUUAGGAGACCUCCCAAAGAUCUUCCAAACCCUGAAAUCUAAAGGUAUUAAAACAGCUAUUUGCACUAUGGACUCUAGGCAUGGCACUAUGACUGCUCUGCACCAGCUUGGGCUUGUACCAUUGAUAGAUAUGAUUGUCUGUGGAGACGAUGAAAUCUCUAAGCCGAAACCAGCCCCAGAUAAUGCUCUUAACAUCUGCAAAGAUCUUAAUGUGUGUCCGACUAAGACGGUUGUCAUUGGCGACACGACAGCUGAUACAGGGAUGGGGAAAUCUGCUGGUUUGGGGCUAACGAUAGGGGUGCUUAGUGGAGCAGGGUCUAAAGGUGCACUUGAGAAAGACUCAGACUUGGUAUUGAAUAGUGUAGAUGAGUUACUUAAUGUAAUGUUCAAGGAUGGCUCCAAAGAAACCAUGUAAAUAUAUUUUUAUCUAUAUAUUUAUAGCACAUUUCCCCUUGCAUCCUCCCUCCCGUCACCCC
Molecule: messenger RNA, 1399 nt
Organism: Actinia tenebrosa (Australian red waratah sea anemone)
Lineage: Eukaryota; Metazoa; Cnidaria; Anthozoa; Actiniaria; Actiniidae
Biological process (GO): DNA repair; dephosphorylation
Molecular function (GO): phosphoglycolate phosphatase activity
Source: RefSeq, a predicted model, not a curated record